Messenger RNA from Ruditapes philippinarum (Manila clam), 4276 nucleotides. Its product is annotated as src kinase-associated phosphoprotein 2-like. NCBI's taxonomy places the organism in Eukaryota, Metazoa, Mollusca, Bivalvia, Venerida, Veneridae. The coding region runs from base 105 to 1436 and encodes 443 amino acids. The transcript has 8 exons. Gene Ontology annotation, cellular component: plasma membrane; cytoplasm. Gene Ontology annotation, molecular function: protein binding. The record is from RefSeq and is a predicted model, not a curated record.
CUGAUCAAGGGAAGUAACUGGGCAAGAACGAAUGAAUCAGGAAGAAGGAAGAUUAGAAACUUUCUAAACAAUUUUUUUGAGUAACUUACACCAAGCACACCAAGAUGUCGCUGUUUCACGAAAAUAUGAAGCAGCUUUUAUCUGAGGUGGACAAGUUUCUAAAUGACACUCUCAAGAAAGAUGCUAAGUUAAGUAAGAAGACUCUAGAGCAUAAACAGCUGAUUCUCGACAAACUGGCAAAGUUUUAUGAAGAAAAUCCUCAAAUGAAAUUAGUUCCUAGCCAGGAUUCUAUCAGUGCUAAAGAUCCUGAUGAGGCAUCUUUGACAGGAAGUUCAAGGUCAGAUGAAAAUGAAGAUGGCAAUUAUAAUGAUGCUGGAAUAGGACUUAUUUCUGCAACAGAUCUGAAUAACCCGGUGCUGACUGGUUUCCUGGAAAAGAAACAGAAAAAAGGUAUCUUUGGUGGUGGAAAGUUUCAGAAAAGAUGGUGUAUAGCGCAUGCUGGUAACUUUUAUUACUACACAAGUGCUAAAGACAAGCAGCAAAAUGGCUCGUUCAGACUUGAAGGUUACAAGUUCAGAAAUGCACCAGAUUUAUCCAGUAAAAAAGCUGAAAAGGAACUUUGCUUUGAACUUUACCAUGAGUAUACAGGGAAGCGUGUAUAUCAGUUUAUGGCAAAGAACAAGACAGAGUAUGAGCAAUGGCAGAAUGCUUUAGAAAAUGAAGGACACCCAUUGAUAGAAGAGGACAUUUAUGAGGAAGUCGGGGCUGAUGAUCCAUCUGCGGGCAUGUCUAAUAUAAAACCAACCGUUCAACCAGAAAAACCUUCCAUAGAAGAAGAACCUGUAGCAGAAGAUGAAUAUGAAGAUCCUGAUGCCAAGCCUGGUGCACCACCAGUUCCACCAUCUAUAAAAGGCCUACAUAAACUUCCACCUCCCCCACCACUUUCAACUUCUCCUGCAUUGAAAUCUAAAGUGGAAGAUCAUGUAAAAGCUCAACCAGAGCCUGCAGAACCUGAUGAGCUUUAUGAUGAUGCAACUAGCGUAGAAGCAGCAAAGAAAACAGAGCCACCUACUCCACCCCGUGGGCGACCACAACCUCCGGAGCCUGUUGAGGCUCCACCACAACCACCAGAGGUCCCCCCUCCGGUAAAAAGAGGUAAUCGCCCCCAGAGAAAUCUACCCCCACCGCCUCCCGAAAAGAAAAAGAUAAAACUGAAUAUAACUUGCAAACCUGAAGAAGAUUUCGAAAACAGAUAUUUUGGAAAGUGGGACUGUACAGGAGAUAGUUCAAGUGAGCUCAGUUUUAAGAAAGGAGAUAUUAUUUACAUUCUGAGCAGGGAAUUUGAUGAAAAAUCAUGGUGGGUUGGGGAGCUGAAUGGAAAAUUUGGACUAGUUCCAAAAAAUUUCCUUACAGCUGCAUACUCCCCUGUUGCUUAGAGUCUAGGCUGCAUUUAUAUGAAGUUACAGAUCUGUUUAACAGUUACAAUCAAUUUCUUAACAUAAUUCCAUUAAUAAAAGUGAGACUAGAGAAACAGUAUGUUUGGUGAGGAAGAAAUAUUUUGGCCAUUCAGACAUUACUAAAACACAGUAUUAUAGUUUGUAUUAUUUACUUUAAAUGCUUUAUCGCUUGCAGACUUCUUAUUUUAGAAUUAUUAUUCUAACCAAUAUUUCAAAAUUAUUUGCUUCUUUUAUUGAAAUACCAAAAUUAACUAACUGAUUUGUAUCUUUGUGUACCAUGUUAUAUGCCUGAACAUUUUUUGCAAAAAUGCUAUGCACGUGGUUGUCCAUCCAUCAUGUCUGCACGAUAAUUUCUAAACUCAGUAAAGGAAAUAGAAACUACUUAGGAAAAAUGUUAAUUAUAACAAGACCAUCUGCAGAGGGUAAGUUUGGGCUUCCGUAGGUCAAGGGCUUACUUUAGUCAGUUUGAAUUUCAAUAUUUAAUGUAUUUUGAACCGAUUGAAAGAAAUGAAAACAUGUUUGCAGUAAAUAUAGUUAUGAGUAAAUAUAGUACAUUAAUAAUAAUGUGUUGUUGUGCUCCAGGAACCACACAGUUCAAAUAGACUAAUUUAUAACUUACUGUGUGACACUACGAUACUAUAAGUUUAGAUAUUAAGCUUGAAACAUUGUCGUGUGGACUUCUUCAAAAAUAAUAAUAAUCAUAUAAUUCCUGUGAUUAGGGUAAACAAACUGCGCACACAAACUAUCUUAUUCUUGUAUCUCUUCUAAGUCAUCUUGUGAUAAGUCUCUGUUGCCAAGUGGUUAAGGUUUCCCAUCAACACUGUUGGUUUCCAGUCAAAGAUCAUGUAAGGCAGCUAUCCUGAGCUUGCAAACAGAAGGUUGGUGGUUCUACUUGGGUGCCCACGCCACCUGUUAAGUCCGGAAUUCGCAAAAUGACCUUAAAACCAACAAAUCAAAGUAAUGUGGCAAGAUCAGUUACUUGGCAUAUAGCAAUAUAGAUCUAGACAAAUGUUACAUGAAAUUAUCAUGCUCUUACGGUGAAAAAUUUCCCUGCCCCGGGGUCACUUGAUCUUCCGGACAAGUUUUAUGAAUGAUUCUCUUCUCUAAUAUAUUUGAUUGUUUAAACAAAUUUGUGUUUGUGCUUAUAUCCACCCUGACCUCGUUUUAACUUUAUCUGUAAACCAAAACAUAGUUGUCAAGAAGUUGAUAUUUUUCAAACUUUGUCAAGUACAUGAAAUCCAAACAAAAUAUUUAAAGUAACAUUUUGUUAUAGAUCAAACUAUAGAAAUCAUUUACAAUAACAAAGGCCUAUGAACUGUAUAAAUGGAUGACAGUGUAUAUUUUUUACAGAGAAAACAUUUUAAUUUUACCACUGAUGCCUUAACAUGUCAUUUUUGCUUGAGCUUAACAUAAUACAACAUAUAUGAUUAUUCGCUCACAUUGAGGAUUGUUUCAGGUCAUUGCCCUAUGUUUUGAAGAUCUAUUUCAGUAUUUCAGGGAAUAAUAACUUUUUUAUUUGAAACUGAGCUAUGCUAUCUUAUAUAAUUCGGGGAUCAUAUUUAUUUAAAAAAGAUCAUAAUAUCCAAAUUUGAAAGGCAUGAUACUUUUGGUAAUACAAGUGAUUAAAGAUAUACUAUGCUCAAGUUUGAUAUUAAUAAAUAAUAAAAAUUGCUAUACAGUCUCUUUGUAAAUAUUGAUAAGCAUGUUUAGACUUCACCCAAAGUAGAUAAGUUAUUUUCAAAAUACUAUACAUUAUAGAAGAUCACAAUAUAAAUAUAUACGUAGUGUCAUUAAAAAAAACUGGCAAUUUUAGCUUACCUGAGCUAGGUCACGGUGAGCUUUUAUUGUCUGUGAGCUUUUAUUGUUGAAUGUCUGUGGUCCGUCCAAAUUUGUUCGUUAUCAUUCUUGUGGUCACAUUUUUGCCUUUAUUGUCAUUAAACUUUGUCAGGGUGGUUUGUCUAUGGAGUUCAAACAUGGGUCAUCUCGGAUGAACAACUAGGUCACAGGAGCUAAAAUAGAAUAAUCUUGUUAACACUGUAGUGGCUACUUUUUUAUCCAAAUAUCCUGGAAAUUGGUCUGAAAGUUUGUUUUGAUGAUUUCUAGGUCAUCUUAGAUGAAAAAAUAGGCCACAUGAGCUAAUAAUAGGAAAAUCUUGUUAACACUCUAUUUCUAGCUUAAGUGUGAAUGUGGGUCAUCUGGGGUCAAAAACUAGGUCACGCUGCCCAAAUAUGGAACAUCUUGUUUUUUAACACUAGGGGUCACAUUUUUGUCAGAAUACUUGUCUAACAUUUCUCGGAUGAGUUUGAUGGGUGAGAUUAGCAAACUAGAGCCAUCUUGGCCCUCUUGUUUUAAGAAAAGACCAACUUUUCUUGACCUGUAAUAGGGAAUGCAGCUUCUCAUACAUAGUUUAUUCAUUAUUUUAUUCAAAUUAGACAUAUUCAGUAAGAAUUUAUUUCAUAGAUUUCAAUAAAUUUCUGUGAUUUAAAUAUGUUACUCAAAGAUGAGCAAAGUAUUUCUUCAAAUACUGAUCAUUAUAGACAUGAAAAUGUCGAGUUAUGAAUCAGACCAUUCUGACAUGACCAAAGUAUGUCCAAGUAAAAUUUCUUUUAAUUCUUUUAAUCAGUGUCAUUUUAAGAAAUGUACUUGAAGUAAUUUAUUUGCUUGAACUGCCAAAAUUAUUACCGUUGUGCAGUAAUUAGAUUGACGUUUUUACAUUUUGUGUUUGUUUAAGGCUUAAUAUUAUAAUCAUUUUCAUUGGAAAUCAUUUAUGUUCAUAGUAUAUACACUGAUAUAUAAUAAAAAAAAUGAUAACAAUGCUU